AUGGCGUCUCCUGUAACAACUUCGGCCACCACUCAUGACCCAUGGCUCAUUGCCAGGGACCGCUUCGUAGAAAAACUUGAUCGUGCAGAGCGGGCACUAUUUAAUGAGGCUACACCAGAGAAUCUCUACUACAAAUCCAGCAAUAUCCAGAAGGUCGAUCAGAAAAACAGCAAAACUCGAGCGGUUUUGAGGUCUCUUGGGCCUUUGACGAAAUCAAUUCAAGAUUAUGGCGCGGCGAUGGAUACUUUCAGUAACAUUGCUCCAUUAUAUCUUGCUCCAAUAUGGGGGAGUCUUCGAGUUAUACUUGUUCUGGCUAGCAGCCAUGGAAAAUUUUACGAUCGAAUAAUAGACACUUUUGCUCGCGUGGGAGAUAUACUUCCCCGAUUGCGCGAUUACCAAGCAAUUUUUGACCAGGAGAAACAUCCAAAGUUUACACAGACAUUGUCAGCAGCAUACCUCGACAUAAUAGUUCUUUGUUCAAAGUUCAAAUCCAUACUGAAUGGGCAAAACUCUUCCUUCGUAAAGCGUCUGACAUCUCCCUUGUCCACAUCUCAUGGAGCGCAACUUGACAAUGCUGUGCAAACAUUUAGAGAGCACCGUGAAGCGGUUGAAAUUGAAGCUCAGAUGUGCCAUUAUAUUGAAGCCAAAGAGUCAAGAGAACUUGAAUUGAGAGAAAGAAUUCGGAGCAAAGAACAAGAACGAAGAGACAGGCUACGAAAGAUCAUCUCUCAAAUGGCCACAGUUGAUUGCAGAAACAAGCAUCGUCGACUGCAGAAGGUACGGCAUCAUGGAACUGGGAGCUGGCUAGCCCGCAUGGCCGACUUCAGUAAUUGGAGAACCCAGAAAAAGUGUUCUGUCAUGUCAUGUUAUGGUAUCCCUGGCUCCGGCAAAUCGGUCUUGGUUUCGAGCCUUAUAGACGGCUACAAAAUGGCAUUUCCUGCCGAAACUGCCAUUUCCUAUUAUUAUUGCGACUAUGCCGACAAGAGAACACUUUCCCCGAAUGGUCUGUUUAGUUUCAUUUCUCAGAAUUUAUUUCGUGACAUGAAUGAGAUUCCUGAAACUUUGAUAGCCAUCCUCGAGGCUGAAUAUUCAGAUGAAGCAUCGUCACCUAGCCUAGAUCAAAUAGUCGAUUUGCUGAUAAAAGCGAUAGACAAGCUAUCAAGUGUGGCUAUUUUUAUUGAUGGUCUAGACGAACUGCCUGAGUCCGAUCGAAAGCUUACUUUCGAAAUCUUGAGAAAGAUCCUCAAUGAGGUAACAUCUCCAGUCAAGUUAUCUGUUUCCAGUCGCGAGGAUGUUACUUAUCUUUUUCAAUCUUCAUCCGGUCUCACAACUUUCAAAGUGCACCUUCAAACGAGUUUUAUCUCUCCAGAUAUUGAAGCGUAUAUCAGACAUGCUAUUGAUGAGCUGAUCACGUCUGGCGGCCUAGUGCUGGGUAACUUGGCUCUUGGAGAGGAUAUCUUCAACGUUCUCAGAGAUGGUGCAAAAGGAAUACCAUUGCACAUGGAUGAGCUCCGGGAAGCUAUAGCUUUCACUGCUGGCGAUAAAUCAUGGGAUGCUACGAGGAUACCCAAUGACCUUCGAAGAUUAAUUAGAGCUUGCGGAAAUCUUAUUGUGAUUGAUGAAGACACCCUAGAGGUGCAUCUUGCGCACUAUACAGUUGAACAGUACAUUCUAAAUUCGCAAAAUUCCGAGUUGGCAUACUUUCACACCACAAGGGAAGAGUCAAACAGAGCACUGAGUGUAACGUGUGUGACUUAUCUGUCUUUCACUGAUCUCGAAGCACAAGUCACGGUAUACCAUGAUAUUAUCACUCCAAACAUGACGAUUUUACAGGACGCCGUUACGACCCAGUCUUUGAUACCGAGGGCUUCACAGUCAUCGAAUUUUCCGGCCAAAGCCGCCAAAGCCGCUUUCAUGUUUCGAAAGUUCAACGGAAACAAUCACAGUAAUAUUGACUAUUCUCAAUAUAUACCAAAGCAUGGAACUGCCGACCAGCAGUUUCUCGACAAGUAUCGGUUGAUCGCUUAUCUGAAAGAAAAUUGGCUUUCACACACUAAAGACUUUACAGAGGAGAGUUGGAGAAUGGGCGUCUUGUUCGAAAAUCUCCUCUUCAAGAAACAACCCACCUUCUCCAUCAAACCCUGGGUCAAAUUUUCUUCUGGGGAGUGUGCCAAGAUUGUACCUUUGUGCUGGGCUCUGGCCGAAAUACACCUACCCUUACUGAAGAAAGUCUUAGCAAAUGAUCAGAGAACUUCUGAUUACAUUGGCGAGGCAUGUUUGCUGUUUUGGAACACCAUAGAAUAUCACGAAGUGGAUGGGAAGCGAAGAGGAAUCGACAUAUCAAAUCAAAGUCUCAAAGUAUUGGAAAAUCGUUCUCUCGAAGAAGUAUCGUCGAAAACGGACUGUCUUUUCUGGCUCUAUAGCGAGAUGAUAAUCGCCUGCAGAGAAGGCAAUACUGAAAUUCUCAAUACAUGUGUUGAGUUCAUUGAUAAAACCCUGAUACCUGACUUUGUUGGGACUGGGACAUGUCCAACAUUGUGGUCACUUGUGUUUUCACAUCUUCAAUUGGAAGCAACCAUUCAUGGCCAUCUUAUGCUUGUACAAGAAUUUCAGCUAGAUAUCCAACUCUGCGCAUGGGUAUCUUAUGAGUACAAAGGAACUUAUUUCAAUUCUUUAGAACGAGCAAUAGGUCUCCCGUGCGAUGGAAUAACCGAUUACUUGUUGACGCAAAGCUGUCCAGUAUCAAACAAAGCUAGGCUUGUUGCUAUUCAAAGCAGAGAUCUGAAAGCUGCUGUUGAGUUUGGUGACUCUGCAAUAUUAAUGCGCUUCCUUGUGUUCCUGGAUAGGAGUGAUUGGGAAAGUCAUGGCUCAUCUCCAUUUUUUGGCAUCGAUGAUCAGUCCUACAAGCAAGAUGUCAGAAAAUGUAGGCAUGAAAUUAUCGUGACAGCAGCUUCUUUAGGUCUUUACAGUUCUCUUGAUAUGAUACUUGGGUAUGAAUCACACACAAAUUAUGACGAAGAAAUAAUUGAAAGAAAAGUCGCCUUUUCGGCAGCGAUAAAAUUCUCGCAACUUUAUAUCAUUCGGUAUUUACUUUUUACUGAUAGAUACGGAGUAUCAUACUAUUGGCUUCAGUCAAUACCUUCUCGAUCAAAUGAAGCUGAGGACGGAGGCCCGAUUCCUCUCAUUGAGUAUAUUGUCAGAAAGCCAGAGAUUCCCCAGGAACUCAAACCAUCGGUUAUUGGUUUAAUGUUCGAUGCUACUGAGAAGGCUGAUAGAGUCCUGGAUAUACCUAACUGCGAACAACUAGAUUGGCUUUUAACACAGGCAAUUGCGAAAGAUAUGCCUCAGAUGGUCAUCCGCCUCGGCGCUCGCAAGCUAUUUUGGAGAAAAUAUGCAGCUCAAGACUUGCCAAAUCUUCCUCAUGAAAUUGAGGAGUAUCUCUGGCCUUAUAGCCAUGACCAUGAAAAGCUCAAAGCGACCGUUCCGUUGGUAUGGGCUGUCAUCUACAAUCGUCCCCAAGUUGUGGAAGCCUUGCUUUCGGAGCCAUUACACCCGAGCCAUGCUUACGACAUACUCGAACUUGCCACAACAUGCGCUAUUAUGAUGGAUUCUGUAGAACUAUUUUCGCUACUAGAGGAAGUUCGGAUUUCUGAAUACAAUACCAAGACAACUGCAUGGGGAUGUAAACCGAACUUUUUUGCAAAAGGCGAUCUACUCGACCGGGCUUUUGCACGGGGCAGGUAUGGUCAGUCGAAGACUUAUUUGAAAGUUGCGCGCUAUAUAGGCUCUUGGGCUCUUUGGCAUUGGAGAGGUAAGAGCCCGGAUUCUACAGUAGUAUUACGGGAGAAUCUCAAGAGAGUAACACCAGCAGAGACAAACGAAUUUCCGAUCGAAAACUGUUUCGAGUUGCCCGCAUGUAAUGAAGUAAUGGACAUUCUUCCGGGAAAAAGGAUACAUCGCCUUCCAGAAGCCGGUUCCUGUCGCAUUAGGAAUUUCUGCUUUUAUCUAGAGGGCCCAUUUGCAUUUUCACGUUAUCCAGCACAGCAAUCCAUUUUCCAAGAAGAUUCAAACUACACCUACACCUCCGACGACAAUACCAUCAUGUAUGAAUAA
Botrytis porri is the source of this 4113-nucleotide messenger RNA. RefSeq lists its product as uncharacterized. The transcript is spliced from 6 exons. The coding region runs from base 1 to 4113 and encodes 1370 amino acids. NCBI's taxonomy places the organism in Eukaryota, Fungi, Ascomycota, Leotiomycetes, Helotiales, Sclerotiniaceae. The record is from RefSeq and is a predicted model, not a curated record.